AUGCGCGUUACCACCGCCCUCCUCAGUGCUACUGCACUCCUAAGUACCACCGUCUCCGCCGCUAUCUCUAUCGGUACCAUUGCCGGCACCAAUGGCGUCACCUAUAACGUCGCCUGGACCACUGGCACUUCCGACCCUUGCAACCAGGACACCAAGUUCCUGAGCACCUUCCCCGCCAACCCCUGUGGGCAUUCCUUCCAGCUUGGAAACGAUGCGGGCCUCACUCUCGAGGGUUGCGGAGGUCCUUUGUGGAUCAAUCAGAACGGGAGGUUCAAGGAUAACUGUGUGAGCGCCGAGAACCUGGACAAGCCGUGUGGAAGCGGCAGCUUUUGGAGCGGGAACUUGCACAAGACCUUCCAGUGCCCUGGUUAA
Morchella importuna is the source of this 372-nucleotide messenger RNA. RefSeq lists its product as uncharacterized. Bases 1 to 372 code for a protein of 123 amino acids. The record is from RefSeq and is a predicted model, not a curated record. The transcript has a single exon. Lineage: Eukaryota; Fungi; Ascomycota; Pezizomycetes; Pezizales; Morchellaceae.